CAUUAUAUUCAUACAAAGCAAUUCCUCUGAAUUAUAAGCUUCUCGCUUCUCUUUUCAAUCAAUCGCUAGCCUUAGUUCUCUCUUUUUAUUCGUUUGUUAACACAGAAACUGCAAAAAAUGUCGAAGAAAAUAACUCUGCAAGCAUCAGAUGGGCAGACAUUCGAGGUGGAAGAAGCGGUGGCUUUGGUGUCUGAAACCAUCAGAUUCAUGAUCGAAGAUGGCUGCGCCGAAAACGUUAUCCCUGUUCCAAAUGUAACCGGGAAGAUACUCUCUCUGGUUAUCGUGUAUGCCAAGAAACAUAACGAGACUACUGCUGCUGAUGAUGAAGAUAUUAAAAAUUGGGAUGCUGAUUUCUUGAAAGUUGACCAAAAAGUCCUCUUUGAUCUCAUCAUGGCUGCUAACUAUCUGAACAUGAAGGCUUUGCUGGACUUGACUUGUCAAGCAGUGGCUGAUAUGAUAAAGGGGAAGACAACGGAAGAGAUUCGUCAGAAAUUCAACAUCGCCAAUGAUUUUACAAAGGAGGAAGAAGAGGAAGUUCGUAGGGAAAACCAAUGGGCUUUUGAGUGUUGAUUCUGCUGCUGAUGCUCGCGUAUUAUUAUUAGUGAAUAGAAUAUGAUAUUAUCUUAGAUUUGCUUAAGAUCAUAGAAUUAAUACGGAUUUUCGGUAGUCGAAAACAGUUUCUGUGAGGAUUGUAGUUUGAUAUUUCAAGAUUUUAGUUGUGUUUUAUGAAUGUUUCUAUCACAAGAACUUAAUACAAUUUCUUUUGUUCUGUUUCA
This is a messenger RNA of Mercurialis annua (annual mercury), 776 nucleotides long. RefSeq names its product SKP1-like protein 1. Gene Ontology annotation, molecular function: cullin family protein binding. Gene Ontology annotation, cellular component: cytoplasm; nucleus. Gene Ontology annotation, biological process: SCF-dependent proteasomal ubiquitin-dependent protein catabolic process. The transcript is spliced from 2 exons. Bases 118 to 570 code for a protein of 150 amino acids. The record is from RefSeq and is a predicted model, not a curated record. Lineage: Eukaryota; Viridiplantae; Streptophyta; Magnoliopsida; Malpighiales; Euphorbiaceae.